UAGCGAGCAGGCGCUGCCUUCCACUCUCGGGAACCUCCCAUCCCUGACGUCAGCUGUGAUCCCGCCCACUUGAGGAGAACGUAACGCAGGCGGGAAAUUCGAACUUUAGGAGACCUAGUUGUUUAGGAACCUGCGGUUUGAUAAACUGAUUGAACUGCACAACCACAGUUAUUAAAGGGAACCUGUUACAUUGAAAAUGCAGUUCAAUUGGCAGACAUCAUGUUAUAGAGCAGAAGUUCCUCAUGUUCCUAAAGGAACAUCCACAGCAACCAGCAAGACUUCAGUGACACCAAGCAUGCCUAAAGAAAAGAAAAUAAGACAACCUCUUGGAACAAUGUCUACAAACACAGGUUUGCCAGAAGUACCACUAAAAGGUUUAUGUGACUGUAAUUUACAACAAGAGUUUAAAUACGCCGAUAUACUGUUGAAUACGGAGAAAGCUACGCUGGGUGAACAUCGCAGAAAAAAGCUGAACCAUUUGAAAACUAUCAACCAGAGAGAAAAUAUAAGUAAAGCAGUGUGUGCCUUACUAAAUUCUGGAGGAGGAAUAGUACGGAUUAAAAGUUGUGAUGAAGAUUUUAAUUUUAGGAAGGAUGGGUUAGGACUGGACCUUGAGGAAGCAUUACAGAAACUAAUAUAUGAUUCAGCAUUAAUGGGUGAAUACUAUGAUGUUUCUCAGGAAGGAUCUUAUUUAAAUAUAUUUGUUAAACCUUGGGGUUCACAAAAAUAUCCUAAUCUUUGUACUCUAGAUACCGGUUUAUACAUUCGAUCCUACAGCUCCAAGAAAAUUGCAAAUGCUGUGAUGGUGAUGGGCCUUAUAAAAAAAAAAUUAGAUACAAAAGGAAAAAAACGUUGCUCUUCUACAGUCCCAAUUGAAUCUCAACAUGUGUUACAAAAUUUGAUAGCAAGAGAGUAUCUAUGUCUAGGGGAAAAACUGGAAUUGACAGAAUCAGAAUAUGUUGAAUUCAAGGAUUAUAGCACAGGAAAGUUUUUACAAAGAAUUAAAGAAGUAAUUAAAAAAUAUUUCUCAGCAUUUGGGAACUGUUGUGGAGGAUUUUUAAUCAUUGGAGUAGAUGAUAAUGCAACCGUAAAAGGUUGUGGAAGGGAAACCAACAAGCCAGAGAUUGAAAAUCACAUUAGUGAAGCUUUGAAAAGUAUGAUUUUUGUCCAUCUUGGAGACUGCAAUUCAGUAGAUAAGUUUUACACUCUUACAAUUAAAAAUGUUCGAGAUGGGAACAAUCAUACAGGAUAUGUUAUUCUCCUGAAAGUGGAGCCAUUUUGUUGUCUUGGCUUUGAGAAGGAUCCUCAGUCUUGGAUUGUAGAUUCAAAACCUGAAGAUUGCUUAUUAAAUGGUCUGCAAGCAAAGCAACUGACUGCAUCUCGGUGGGUAGAGAUCAUGAGCAACCACAGUACAGUGCCUGCUCUGGAGUUACAAUUUGAAAGACUAACCAUUAAUGAAGGACCGCCACUGGCGAAGCCUCUGUACACAAAGAAAGGCCUGGAAACAGUACAGGAGUUACAGCAGAGUCUGUUUGACAGUAUUGAGAAUGGGAUAACAAUAAAACCUGAUAAACUGUAUGAGGAUCUUAAAGCAGAACACUCUGGUUUGGAAGACCUGUUCAAUACUAUACUGCCAAAUUCUGGGGCAGUACUCAUUGUAUCUAGGAGCUGGGCUGUGGAUGUAGGACAGAAGAGCAACCAACAUGUUGUGUGUGAUAUUUUGUUCUUAUCACCAAACAACUACCCAACACUAUACUCUGUCUUCAAUGCUGAGAUUACUGACAAGGAGUUUGAGUAUUCACAAACAACAGCUUUUGCCUUGAAGCAAAAAUUUGUUAACAUUGGAAGCUACACUAAAAAGUUUUGUAUAAUUCCUGCUAUGCUGGAUCUAAAUACUAAAAAUGGCAAAUCCAGCUUCUCCUGGCCUAAGAUAACGUAUCCAGAGACAUACAAACUGGAGGACUUGAAUGCUGUAAAAAAAUUACUACCACCUCUUUCACUAGUCAUUCUCAGUUUUAGAAACAUGCUAAGUGAUAAGAUUGGAAUUGAGUACUUUAACCUUCUUACUAUAGAACAGUAUAAGGUGUUGUCAGAGAGUGUAUUUAAUCAGAUCACCUUCGUGCAUGGACCACCAGGAACUGGAAAGACUGUUAUUGCCCUAGAGAUAAUCAAGAGAUUAAAAAACAGAGACCAUUGUUCAACUGAUGAAAUCCUCUACGUUUGUGAAAAUAAACCAUUAAGAGAGUAUGUCAGGAGUUACAACAUCUGUCAGGUCAUGACUCGUAAGUGGUUUAUAACUCAGGAAAAAGUUAUUGUUAAGCACAUUGUGGUCGAUGAGGCUCAGGCCUUUCGUGCAGAUGAAGGUGAUUGGUAUAAUAAAGCAAAACAUAUCACUGAAGAAGCUGAUGGUGAAUUAUGGGUUUUCCUGGACAUGUUCCAGUCACAUCACAAGCAAUGUACCGGUCUGCCAGAAUACAGAUUGCAGAACAAGCACAUUUUAACAAAGGUGGUUCGGAGCCCUCAGUUAAUAUAUGGCAAAAUGCUUGAGAAAAUGAAAACCAUAGCUUCCAAAGCUAAGGACCCUUUUUUGGCUGAGCAAAUAAAAAGAAGUGGGUGUCAGCAUGGGAUAAAGGGAUCCUAUGAAGUUAAGAAACUUGUGUCGGCUGACAUUGUGAAGCAUGUGGCUGAACACUGCAAGACCUAUCUUUCUAGUGGUUACUCACAAACCGAUAUUGCUAUUUUAUGCAACACAGAAAAUGCAGCUGGAAUAUACGCAGAACAACUUUCUAAGGAGAUGAAACAGUUCGUAAGAAAACGAAGAAUGGUAUUCAGAAGUGCAGAUGAUACUACACAAGAUGCUAUCAUUGUAGACAGUGUCCGGCGCUUUGCUGGACUAGAACGACUUAUUGUGUUUGCAAUUAACCCUGUAUCUGAAUUCUGUGAUAUUAACUCAAACCUUUUUGUCUGUGCGGCCUCAAGAGCUACUGGAUGUCUACACAUGCUUUAUGAAAUAUAAGAUUGACUAUAUAGUUCAUUUAUAAGGAAUUGCCUUCAAAGAUUUUAUGGGCAAUAUUUCUUGAAAGGAUCUUUAAAGGACAUCUAUAGUGCAAAAUAACUUAUCCCUUAUCCGAAGGAUAGGGGAUAAGUUAUAGAGCGCGGGGGGGUCCGAGCGUUGGGGCCCCCGCGAUCUCCGGAACGGGGCCACGGCAAUAUACAAGAAAGGGGGCAUUCCGUCCCCGCCUGACGCGGCAGCCGAUACGCCUCCUCCAUGUACCCCAUAGAGAUACAUGGAGGGGGAAUGUCUGCUGCGGCUUUCUGCUGGGGACGAAACUUCA
Messenger RNA from Hyla sarda, 3335 nucleotides. It is a transcript of the gene SLFN11, whose product is annotated as schlafen family member 11. The coding region runs from base 197 to 3016 and encodes 939 amino acids. NCBI's taxonomy places the organism in Eukaryota, Metazoa, Chordata, Amphibia, Anura, Hylidae. The record is from RefSeq and is a predicted model, not a curated record. The transcript is spliced from 7 exons.